Messenger RNA from Hyalella azteca, 1009 nucleotides. RefSeq lists its product as uncharacterized. The record is from RefSeq and is a predicted model, not a curated record. The transcript is spliced from 2 exons. The annotation marks the transcript as partial. Lineage: Eukaryota; Metazoa; Arthropoda; Malacostraca; Amphipoda; Hyalellidae.
AGAUUCGCUGAGUUUCUUAAACAAACAUGAAAUCAUUCUACCAAACGUUCUAAUAAUCGAGUAAAGAUAUAGCCAAAUAAUAAAUCAAUUAUAAUCUUACUAUAAUAACAAACAACUAAUAAUUCUAAAACAUGAGCUGGGAUAAAAUAUAGAAUAUUCUUUUAUCUGGCUGGUCUCACCUAGCUAUGACGGCUUCCCCUAAACCGGUUUAAAGGUCCGUUAUAUCUGUCCAGUACAGUUUUUUUUGCCUUGCAGCAGGUCAAUGAUGCUUAGCUCAUAACUUGCGUGUGUUAUGUUUAAAAUACGAGAACCAUCUCUUCAAAAUACUUUACCUGAUGAAGCUUACAUUUACAUUUAUUCGCACUGAAAUCUGUGAGAGAAUUCAAACGUAUGGAAGCUACAGAAAAGUAUGACUUAAACGAUAGUGAUAGCAUGACUCGAUAUUCAAAGGAACCUUAAACAAAUCAAGAUGAUGUCAUUCAUUCAUCAGAACAUCAGAGUUUGUCUUAUGUUCGCAAUGACGGCAUUUACCGUUGUUUGGCUUUCGACUUUCUCGAUUCAACUAGUAAAUCCAUCACGUCUAGAGAAUUAUGAUCCUUCUAUUGAGAUGAAUAACGAUAUUGUUCGUGAUGAAUACCAUGGAUUUGCCAUUCAGGAAGAACAAAAUGAAACAAAUGAAGUAGAAAUUAAAAAUUCUUCUAAGGCUCGGUCGAAUCCGCUGUCUCAUCGUAGAAUAUCUGAAGGCAUUAACUUGGCACCACCGCUGAAUGCGUCGUCUGGAAAAUCCUCAGCUAAAAUUUAUACGACUAUUCAUUAUAGGGCCCCGUCCCCAGACCUGGUCCGUGGGGCGUGGGUCCCGUGGCCCACAGACCCGCGGUGCAGGAACCUGACGGUGCACUUCACCCACGCGGUGCCCCCACGCGCCCUCGCGUCGUUCCCAGGUUCAGGCAACACGUGGGCGCGCUACCUCGUCGAGGGCGCCACGGGCAUCCACACGGGCUCCGUNGGC